GCUUUUUGGUUUCUUUCCCAUUUUUCUUUAUAUGAUCCUCAGACAUAUAGUCACUUAUUGCUUCUCUCCAAAAUCAUUCCCCUAACUAUUCUUCUCCGAAAAUGAAAGGAAUGGAUAUUUUCUGUGCUUCUCCGGCCUCCACAGCCAUAUGCUCCAGCAUCGACCACCGUACUAUAGUCCGUCACAGCCACAACCGACAUCCCAUCAGCCGCUCGAAUCCCAAGCCUUACAUCCCCUGUUCUUCUUCACAGUUUCCGGUACUUCCUCAACCAUAUAAUAACCAUGAAAAGAGCAGAAAGAGUAGUUCUGCUAAGCAAAGUGAUUUGCGUCGAAAAAGCUCUGCUGAUAUUGAUGAUUUGAUCAGAAGCCCUCAUGACUCAUCUAGAUAUCUCCUCACUGACAGACCCUUUAUUGAUUGGUUAUCGGAGAAGACAUCCGAUACUGGCUCCGCAUUGGUUCCUGCUCAACCGGCUGCGAAGCCUAAGCCUAGGCCCAUAAGCUCAAAUGAUUCCCUGGUUUUGAAGUCUUCCCCUACCCGAUCCCGGGACCAGGUAGUGGUUUUGUGGGUAUCAAUCCACUGCAAGGGAUGUGAAGGAAAAGUGAGAAAACAUAUCUCAAGGAUGGAAGGAGUGACAUCAUUCAGUAUAGAUUUAGCAUCAAAGAAAGUAACGGUUGUCGGAGAUGUGACGCCAUUAGGAGUCCUAGCAAGCAUUUCCAGGGUGAAGAACGCACAACUUUGGCCGUCGUCAACACCAACACCAACCCCAACACCGUCAUCAGCACCAGCUUCUCCGGCAGUGAACAUAAUCCGUUACUAGAUAAUUGGCGUCUUUUUAAUGUACUCUUCAUCUUAUUGUGAGUUCAAAUAUGGGUAUGUUAGACACUCAUGAUCUAGUAUGUACCUUUUUGUUAUAUAUAUAUAUUUUUUUUAUCUUGGUUGUACAAUAUGAAAUAACUAUCUCUUUCUUAU
This is a messenger RNA of Rubroshorea leprosula, 970 nucleotides long. Lineage: Eukaryota; Viridiplantae; Streptophyta; Magnoliopsida; Malvales; Dipterocarpaceae. The record is from the annotation of a GenBank genome assembly.